AUCGGGAGUGGACUCUAAAAGCAGGAACCGGGCUGCACCCGCGCCAGAGACAUGGGCCUCGAGAAGGAGACGGCAGAUGCCCGCAUCUUUAUGGAUGAACAUGAACUGAGUCACAGCACUGUCCCCAUGCUGACUGAGAAAUCCUUCCACAACAGCCACGACCGUGAUCCCAAGAGGUUGAACUCCCACCUGAAGAUAACAUUUGAGGAUGUGAUUGGAGAGCCGGAUACAACUCACAGCUUCGACAGGGUCUGGGUGUGCAGCACAGCUCUGUUUGAGAUCAGCAAAUACCUGAUCUACAAGGUCCUGACUGUCCUACUUGCUGUGCCGCUGGCAUUUGUUGUGGGAAUUCUGUUUGCAGUGCUCAGCUGCCUACACAUUUGGAUUAUGAUGCCUUUCGCAAAGAGCUGUAUGAUGAUGUUGCCCUCUGUACAGAAGAUAUGGAAGGGUGUGACAGAUAGCUUUAUUGCUCCCAUAUUUGCAAGCAUGGGACGAUGUUUUUCUAAUGUUAACAUUCAGCUGGAUCGGGAUUAAUCCUCUGUACCCCUCGGUAAUACUGAAUGUGUCUGCCUUCCUGGUGCUUAAUCACUCUGCUCCGUCAUGUACCAUGAUCAGAUGAAAUGAAGCUGCUCAUAGUUUAUGCCCUUAACACCAUCUGUUUCAAUUCUGCUUAAAACUGAAACCCUGGUUCAAGUCUAGUAACCAAUUAAGAAUGUCAGAAUUUGUAUAAUUUACCACCUUAUCAGUGGGCGUGUACUCAAAAGGGCAUAGUAUGUCCAUUCAACAAUGUGGGGCAUAAACUAUUCCCAUGCAGCAAUGUCAUUUUGUAUUUCUUAUGACCCCAUUUUUUCUUAAACUGACAUCACAUGUGUGGGUAAAUAUGUAUUAAAAGGGCACAUGUUGGCUAAAAAUAUUAUCCCCAACCAAUGGUUCAGGCUAAUACAGCCCACACUCUGGUUUGGGGUAACAGUAGUUUGUUUGUUUUUUAAAUUCCCCCAACCAGCAACAGGCCACCCGCACCGGGAGGGAGCUACAGGUGAGAGCAGCCAUGUUGGGGCAUACCCAUGUGCAUAAUUAGAGAUUACCGCAACUUGAUCAUUAUGAGCAUGAUAUCAAAAGCUGUGACUGAUAUGGCUGCUCACACCAGGCGCUCCCGUUUCAAGUGUCCUAGCACUGGCGGGGGGGCAAUUUUUUUACAAAAAAAAAAAAUGUGCCCCAUGUUGGGGCACAUAUAUUCGCAUAAUGAGUAAAUGCAGUAACUUUCUCAUUAUGCUCAUGCGCGUGACGUAAGAACCACAUUUGCAUAUACCCUCUGAGUGAUUUUUUUUCUUCGCUGAAAAUUAUCAGAAAAACUCCAAUUUUUUUUUUGGAUUGCACUUUCAACAAUUGUGGUUUCAAAAACCUCUGAAUUGACCUAAAUAAGCCUCCGCAUAUAGUCCAUUGUGGAUUUUGACCCCAAUAAGACUGAAAUGAUAGGGUGAAUGCUUAUUUGCUAUGCUGAAUAACAGCAGUGAGUCUGUCAAUGAAGACUUGUAACAUAAGCCAAGGGAACCUGACCACAUUUUGGAUUACAAAAGAGCAUUUUAACCUAAAAUGUCUCAAAGACACUGUCUAACUCAUAUACAAAUUGAACCCCCAUUUUACGUUUUUCAGUGGACCGCAAAAAAAUGACGUAAAAUCCAGGAAAAUGUAAAAUCAGGGAAAUGUAUUAAGCAUAAUAUAUAAGUGGGACCAAUAAACAACAAUGUAAAAUGAGGGAAAACUUAAAAUCAGGGGAUGUAAAAUUGAGGUUUCACUUUAGUUGGUUUCUUGAGAAUCCCCUAUGGCAGAACUCUACUCUAUUACUGAACAUUUACAUCCAAUAAUUAUGCCAUUGAGAACAAGCCUUGUUUUGCUACUGGAUUUUAUGCUACCCUUCUACUGAUCUUAGCUAACUGGCAUUAAACGAAACCUUGAUAUCAAGCCUAUGCAGAACUGAUGUAACAUAUUUCUGGAAAAUGUUCAGUUAAGAAACUUACAGACAAUACUAAGACUCAAAGUGAUAUCUUAUACAGAUCACGUAUUUAAUGUUUAUGUACUAAUGGCACAAUGUAAAUAUCGUGUUAAUUAUAUUAGAGCAAUGCACUGAAAUAAUUCUAUCUGUAGAGUUUAAAGAAAUAUAUUGAAACAUUUCUUAACAUGCGUGUGUAUCUAUGGAGUAUUUAUUUAAAGAGUAUAAAAUCUAUUUCUAUAUGAGCCGUUGCUAUACCAGUAAUCUUUAGUUAAUGGAUCCCCAGCUGUUGCAUGGGAUCAUGUGUCUUCGGUUGACAAUCAUUGUUCAAUACUGCUGUAAAUAAAAUAGAAGUCAAA
This is a messenger RNA of Xenopus laevis (African clawed frog), 2349 nucleotides long. It is a transcript of the gene cav2.S, whose product is annotated as caveolin 2 S homeolog. NCBI's taxonomy places the organism in Eukaryota, Metazoa, Chordata, Amphibia, Anura, Pipidae. Gene Ontology annotation, molecular function: molecular adaptor activity; protein kinase binding. The record is from RefSeq and is marked provisional. Gene Ontology annotation, biological process: insulin receptor signaling pathway; regulation of cytosolic calcium ion concentration; cell differentiation. Gene Ontology annotation, cellular component: cytoplasmic vesicle; focal adhesion; Golgi apparatus.